Cuscuta epithymum is the source of this 1656-nucleotide messenger RNA. The record is from the annotation of a GenBank genome assembly. NCBI's taxonomy places the organism in Eukaryota, Viridiplantae, Streptophyta, Magnoliopsida, Solanales, Convolvulaceae.
UAAAUUAACUAAAGGCUGACCAAAGGCCCAAACUAACUAAAUGGUGGAUGAAAUCGAUCAAACAUCUCUGGAUCCAUCGACAUCUAUCAUCCCCAUACGAUCGAAGUGUCGAACGCUCCGCCAAGUCGCCGACUCCUUUCGGGGCUUCGCCUUCCAUCACGCACCUGACGGCAGCACGCUACUCCGCCAGCAGCGCAGCACGCUUCGUAAGUCAUCGCCUCCUCGCAUCACUCCCGUCGUCCGGUUGCCUGCACUCCGCCAUUCACACUUCGGCUGUUCGGCCAAUCUGCACCUCAAUCUUCACUUCCAACCAUCCGUAGUUCCGGUAUUCCUUCAUUCCACUUUUAUUGGUGCAAUCUUGGAAUAGUGUGCUGUUUAUUUUGCUGCUCUCAAAUGGCGUCCUUGCAAGAAAGUCUGAAUAGGUUUAACAAGCAGCAGGAAAAAAACCAAUCAACCCUUACAAGUAUUGCAGCAGCUGCAGCUAAAGCUGGGUCCUCAAAGUCAACCCCUCCCAAAUCGGCUGCAACAUCAUCAACUGCAAAUGCAAAGUCUCCUUCCACAGCAAUCAAAUUUUCCAAUGACACUGAAAGGCUUCAAAUUAUAAACAGCAUAAGGAAAGCUCCUGUUGGAGCUCAGAUGAAACGUGUGAUUGACUUGUUGCUUGAUACUAGGAAAGCUUAUACGAUAGAGCAAAUAAAUAGAGAAUGCCAUGUUGAUAUGAAUGCCAACAAGGCUGUGUUUGACAGUUUGAGAAACAACCCUAAAGUCCACUAUGAUGGCAAACAAUUCUCUUAUAAGUCCAAGCAUGACGUGAAAAAUAAAGAUCAGUUAAUUCGUUUGAUACGGAAAUUUGAUGAGGGUAUUGCUAUCAUUGAUCUCAAGGAUGCAUACCCAACUGUGAUGGAGGACCUGCAGUAGGCAGUAAGUAUGCUGGAGUUUCAUCCCCCUUGUGUGUUUGUCUCUGUGUAGUCUCUGAAGGCUGAAGGGCAGGUUUGGCUGCUGUCAAACUCUGACUCUCAGGAAGACAUUGUACACCCUAAUAAAGCGGAUGUGCGUAUUAAGGUAGACGAUGAUCUGAAACAGCUGUACAGAGGAAUUGAAUUGCCACGUGACAUGCUUGACAUAGAAAAAGAGCUGCAAAAGAACGGUAUGAAACCUGCUACGAAUACUGCCAAGAGGAGGGCUAUGGCCCAAGUUCACGGCAUUUCCUCCAAGCCCAAAACCAAGAAGAAGAAGCACGAGAUUAGUAAGAGGACGAAGCUCACAAAUGCCCACCUUCCCGAGCUCUUUGCAAACCUCAAUGGCUCCGGUUCAUGAUGGGCUGGCAGGUUUAGUGGUCGGCCGUUCAGAUUCGAUCUCAACCCUUGAGUUCUUUUGUUAAGCAUUUCCUUUUCUUGAUGUGAUUGUUAAACAACAAUGCACGUGAUUAUCACCCAAAUGUAAUCUAUAUUAAACAAUGCUUUCUCAAAUCUGGACUAUAUGGUGCUUAUCAGUAAAUAGAUUUCAUGAGCACUUCAUAGGUUGGAAUUUCGGAUCCCUUUGGUAGCUUAGUUUGACCCUGCUCAUCACCAAUAUAAUAAGUAAGCUUUUGACUUAUUUGGUUGAAAUGGAUUUUACCAUUUUUUCUACUUUUAAAAAAGUCUCAGUAGAUUCAGC